This is a messenger RNA of Kluyveromyces lactis, 690 nucleotides long. RefSeq names its product transcription initiation factor IIA large subunit (gene TOA1). NCBI's taxonomy places the organism in Eukaryota, Fungi, Ascomycota, Saccharomycetes, Saccharomycetales, Saccharomycetaceae. The record is from RefSeq and is a predicted model, not a curated record. Gene Ontology annotation, cellular component: transcription factor TFIIA complex. Gene Ontology annotation, biological process: transcription initiation at RNA polymerase II promoter; transcription by RNA polymerase II. The transcript has a single exon. Bases 1 to 690 code for a protein of 229 amino acids.
AUGUCGAAUAUCGAGGCAUCAAAGGUAUAUGAAACCGUGCUCGAGACUGUUAUCAACGAUGUCAGACAAGAAUUUGAAGAUUCGGGAGUGGAUGAACAGACAUUGCAAGAUCUCAAACGAAUUUGGCAGAUGAAACUAAGUGAAAGCAAAGCCGCCACAUUCAUUUGGGACCCAGAAAAUACAACCAGUGCAUCAACAGUUGCCGAGCCUGUGGUUAAACUACCAAACGGCGAAUUCAACGAUAAUUCCAUAAAUCAUUCUGGAGCUGCUGCUAGUGCCGGUGAAGCAGAUAUCAUUGGCAGCAAUAUAAAUAAUGGGUCCUCAGAUAUGGUGAAUAAUGAUGAACUGCAAAUAGAAGAUAAUGAAAUGAAACCAAAACAAGAAAUAGAGUUCUCUAUGAAUGAUCCAGAUGGAGAUUUGACUAAACAGCUGAAAUUACAAGCAAAGCAAGCCAAGAAAUCCGCGUUAUUAGAAACCGAUGAAAUCAAUUCUGAUUUGGAUGACUCCGAUGACGACUAUGUCAACAUGGACGUCGAGGAUGAGGGCACAGAUGUCAAUAUGAUGCUAUGUCUAUAUGACAAGGUGCUGAGAGUCAAAAAUAAGUGGAAGUGUAAUUUAAAAGAAGGUGUAGUGACAAUAGACCAUAAAGACUUUGCUUUCCAGAAAGCCCAGGGAGAAAGUGAAUGGUAA